UAGCAUCAUACAAUCUAAUCUCCCUAUGAAAUCCAACCACGCUUUAUCUCAACUUCACCCUUAUUCACUCUUUUUCCUUGUUUUCUUCUUUUUCUUCUUCCCUAUCCAUCCCAGGAUUUCCUCCCACAGUCACCAAUGGAUCUGAUAACCGACAACUCUUAAUCGCAUCCAAAAGCCUAAGGCUGAUUGAUAUCAUCAUGAAUCCCCGUCUGUUAAUAUGAAAUUCGAUUACACUCCUUCAACUUGGUCGCCCGUCGCAUAAUAGCCGGAGCCUCACCCGUCCCUGCGCCGCGCGACACAAGAAUGUUAUCUUACUCGAUCCUAAUACCUGGCGCGUCAUAAUGAAGAGCGCCACUAACCUUGUCUCUCGCAUAGUCUACACUUCCAUCUAUAUUCUAUUAUGCCUUCUUCUCUCCGCUUUACUUCUUGUCGUUCCUGGCGAUUUUAUCCGCCAGGAUUUAUUUUCCACCGGUCAAUACAUUAACCUAAUCGUCCUUGCCAUAGUCUUCGUCCUCACUGUACUUAUUGUUCUAUUCGUUUAUAUCCUGAGGCUUUAUGUUACCCGGACCGUACUAGCUUCGAUACCCAAGCCCUGGAUACCCGUUGAGAAGGGAGACGUCCCUAAAGAUGUCCGCAAAGUCAUCGCUGCCGAUCUUCGUCGCAGUGCUGCCAUCGCGUUGGGCGCGCACCCAAAGGUCGUGGCGCCGGCGACCCGAACAACGUUUUUAGAAGAUGUAGCAGAGGAAGGGGUCGUGGCGGAUGGGAAUGCGAAAAAACCGAGAGGGUGUCUUCAGCUAUUCAAGUCGAAAUCGCCCGCAACAGUAGAAGAAAAACUGGGUAUCUCUUUGCCUCCCCUGCACCCCGUCUGGGGUGAGAUCGAACACGACGGCUGGAGUUCACCAAGCUCGCCCGAUUUGCCUAACCUUCAAUAUAGCACAGUCCUCUCCGAGUUACCAAACCUGAUUGAAGCUAAAGCAGUCUCUCAGGCGGUCUCCCAGGCGCCAAUGGAUUCGACAUCUGCAACAAAUCACCCAAUGUUUGAUGCAGACGCUGUUGGUCUUCUUCAGCGUCGUUCUAACAUGACGAUGAGGGACUACGUCAUGCAUCUCAUUAGCAUCGGUGUGCUGUUGAGCUCUCAAGAGACGUUUGAGUUCCUCGAUAGCUACGAGCGUGCCCGCUUCUCCACUCGUCCCAUGUGCAAUGCGCACUUCCGACAGCUGAUGCAUCUCUUUGCCGAGGUUCUUCGUGCAAUGCAACCUCUGGAUACUGCUUCUUUAUACGAACCCAAUAGUCCUAACGGCACUUAUUCUGAAAGCGAUGGACACAUCGAUGACGAUGCCCCUCGGGACACUAAUCCCACCACACCCGCGCGGAGCGGGUCGAGUUCCCUUAGCCUCAGCGGAAGCAGCAUACGCUCGCGUACGCGCAGGCCGACAUUACCGGACCGCAAUUCUUCAGCCAAUACUUGGAACCAGUACCGUACUGCGCCGACGACACCGAGAAGCAGGUUUGGCAGGAGAGCCUCGCAGUCUACCACCUCAAGUAGUAUGAGAAGUUUUGCGCAAACGAGGAAACCGUACGCCGCUAGCCAAGCCUCGAGCGCAAGUUUUAGGUCCGCCUCCCAAUCUUCCGUCAUCCGACUUGCGACAAGAGAGGAUCGCGGCGACCUGCCAUAUGUAUUAAGAAUCGGGGAAUCGUUCUGAAGGCUCGCGUCUUUACUUUUAUCUGGGAAACGGCAUAGAGGGAGAAAAAAAUGGAUUGUUGCAUAGGACCGGCGUUGCACUGCGAUCACGGUUUGUAUAUGAACUUUUUGAUAUUUAAUUUAAUGUUUUCAUUUCCAGGUCACGUCAUACCAAGCGCAUCAA
This is a messenger RNA of Daldinia caldariorum, 1865 nucleotides long. RefSeq lists its product as uncharacterized. The transcript has a single exon. Lineage: Eukaryota; Fungi; Ascomycota; Sordariomycetes; Xylariales; Hypoxylaceae. The record is from RefSeq and is a predicted model, not a curated record. The coding region runs from base 342 to 1703 and encodes 453 amino acids.